Molecule: messenger RNA, 2378 nt
Organism: Doryrhamphus excisus (bluestripe pipefish)
Lineage: Eukaryota; Metazoa; Chordata; Actinopteri; Syngnathiformes; Syngnathidae
Product: serine/threonine-protein kinase SBK2
Biological process (GO): protein phosphorylation
Molecular function (GO): ATP binding; protein serine/threonine kinase activity
Source: RefSeq, a predicted model, not a curated record
GCAGGUGACGCGAAUCACAGGAAACGAGGGCUGUGUUCCACAAUUCCACUCGACACGUGAGAACGUCUGGGCAGGUGAACCUGCACAAAAGAAGGAACGCCUUUGGGAAGUUUCUGACUAAAGAACGUCUACAAAGUGAAAUGACGGCCGCCACCAGGCUCCUGGAGGACAUGUGUCACCUGACCGUCCAGUCUCUGAACAGACUGGAGACGUCGGAGCACUUCCAGAUUGUCAAGCUGUUGGGUCAAGGGUCGUACGGGGAGGUCAUGUUGGCCGUACACAAGAAGAGCGGUACUCCCAUGGCUCUGAAGUUCUUCCCACGUGAGUCCACGUCUCUGCCGUCCUUCCUGAGGGAGUACAACCUGUCUUUGUCCUUCUGCACGCACCCGUCCCUGACCCGCGCCGUGGGCAUCGCCUACUUCACGUCCUCGCACUACGUCUUCGCCCAGCAGGCCAGCCUCUUUGGCGAUCUCUAUGACCUCAUCGUGCCCGAGGUGGGGCUGGAGGAGGACUGCUGCCAGCGGGUGGUGUCCCAGCUGUGCGGCGCCCUGUCCCACCUGCACUCGCUGGGUUUUGUCCACAGAGACGUCAAACCGGAGAACGUCUUCCUGUGUGACGCCGCCUGCCGCUGGGUCAAGCUGGGCGACUUCGGGAUGGUGAAAGCCCAAGGCAGCAAGGUCCCCGAGGUGUGGUACCGAUCCCCGUACUGCACCCCCGAAGCCGAGGUAGCCCGAGGCAACGAGGACAGCAGCGGCGACGGAAAGCCAGGCAGGAACGACGAGGUGAAGACAGAUGAGAAGAACCGACGCGCACGGGUUUGGACCUCCGUGGAGCCCAGCACGGACAGCUGGGCCUUGGGCAUCCUGACCUACGCCAUGCUGAGCGGCACGCACCCUUGGGCUCAGACCGCCAAUGAUUGCCGCUCCUACCUCAAAUACAUCCACUGGUUCAACGCCACCAAGACCCCGGAAAAUGACCUGGAUGUGUGGGCGGAGCCCCCGCACCAUGGUGCGGCCGCCGAUUCACCGGACGUGGAUGUGAAAGAGCGCCCCCCUGUGGCGCCCCAGUUUGCUUGCUUCACCCCGCUGGCGUGCGCUUUCUUCCACUUGCUGCUUGACCCCAGCCCGAAGGCUCGCGGGAGACCCGAGGACGUGCUGGGGUACCUGGGAGGGGCGUGGCUACUGGAGGAGGAGCGCGCUCGGCUGGACGAGGAGAGGAGGAAGAGCAGAAGUAAAGGAGCCAUGAAGAACGUGAAGGAGACGGAGGGGAGAGGACAGAGAUGAAGGCGCCGGUCACAUGCUAACAGCGCUAAUGCUAACUAACUCAUAGCAAAGCUUGGCAUUGAGCGCAGCAGCAUUGAAAGAAAUGAAGAAGGAAGAUGGCCUGCAGGCUGAUGGUCCACGUUGCUGCCUAGAAAAGUACGGCCAGGAGGUGCACGGCCUCCUCGGUGGAGGUUCUCAGGUUCUGCAGACUUCUGCUGCUGGAAGGCCGUCACGUCCUUGCCUCUCCUUGCCUAUAUUUGGAUAUUUGGGGGCGGCUGGCAACUUUUAGCGGUCAGCUUGUUGAGCUGUAAACACGUCGGACUUCCCUGACCUCUUCACUCGGCAGCUAGCAUCAGUAGCACUUUAGCACUGGCACUUAGAAUAGGAACCACUUUUUGUUUAGUGUUUUUUUUUAUGUUCUUGAUACACAAACCACAUUUAAGUACAGUUAAACAACACACACACACACACACACAUAAAGAGAGGGGCCCAUUUGGAUGGCCUCCCCAGAUGUUGACAAAAAUAGACUCACGGUCGUAAACUUGACACGACAUCUUUCAGCACAAGCUCACUGGUUUGAUCCCUCCGUGUGUAGUGGCCCGCCCGACCAAAUUCGGGUAUGGGCCACAUCUAAGCCGCAAGGGCCCCAGCUUGACCUUCAUUUAAGUCCCAAUGUCAUCAUGACAACCGCCCUAACCAGAGCUCUUAUUUUUUAGGGAGUUCUCCCAGGAAGUGCUGUUGUUUCUUGGCGAUUCUGACUAAAAUGUGCCAAUAAAAGUGACAUUACUCGCUAUCGUGCACUCUAACAAGAGUCUUUAACACAUUCCGCUCUUCCGGUGAAGACUUUCCAGAAGAUGUCUCGAGCCUUUCUAUCAGCUUGCUGUGAACAUCAGCUCCCCGCCGCGCUGGAAGUGGAACCACUUGGUCAUGAAUUAGCAGGCUGCUUAAUGGCUGACAGUUUAAAAUCUCAGUCGGAAAGCUGAUCCCAUUCCCUGGCCGGGCUGUUAGUUGCUCCCCGACAUGUUGCACGGAGGACAUGCUGGGAGUCAUAGCAAACAUGAGCGAACUUCCUGUCAUGACACAAGUCGGCGGACACGUGCACCUUAAUGCUAGCAU